Messenger RNA from Anoplophora glabripennis (Asian longhorned beetle), 1743 nucleotides. It is a transcript of the gene Fpps, whose product is annotated as farnesyl pyrophosphate synthase. Gene Ontology annotation, biological process: trans, trans-farnesyl diphosphate biosynthetic process. The record is from RefSeq and is a predicted model, not a curated record. NCBI's taxonomy places the organism in Eukaryota, Metazoa, Arthropoda, Insecta, Coleoptera, Cerambycidae. The transcript has 4 exons. Gene Ontology annotation, cellular component: cytoplasm. Bases 151 to 1452 code for a protein of 433 amino acids. Gene Ontology annotation, molecular function: dimethylallyltranstransferase activity; (2E,6E)-farnesyl diphosphate synthase activity.
CGACGACAACGCGCGCGAGAGAGACGUCGCGCGUCCUGUCUUGUUUUCUCUCCGUCUCCCUCUGCCAGCUUAUAAACAGAAUUCCGGGGUCUUCCUUGAUCAGUUCGUCAAGUAGAGUUGAGAAGUGUUGAGAAUCAAGUGAGAAACGCCAUGUUUUCCUCAGUCAGGCUGUCGGUGAACCGCAGCAGCCGAGAAAUCGCCAGGGAGAUAAGGAGGCACAUCAGCAAGACGUCCAGCGUCCCCAACAGCGACGCUAUAUCCAGGCAGCAAGACAACAAGCUGAAAGUCAACCUCGAAUUGGCUGGGAAUAACAGGAACUUGUCUAGUAAAUGGAGCAAACUCAGCAGACACAAUAACAUCAGAGCCUUAUCCACCAUCCAGACCAAAGUCAAACCUCCAGAGACCAACACGCCCUUGGUGUCCAAGGAAGAGAGCCGCCAGUUCAUGGCCAUCUUCCCCGAUAUCGUCAGGGAUCUGACGGAUGCCGGUAGACAUACAGAUAUCCCCGAAGUCACGAAAAGAUUCGCCAAAGUAUUACAGUACAACGUUCCAACAGGUAAAAAGAUCAGGGGGCUAUCGACCGUGAUAGCGUACAAGAUGCUGGAGAAACCUGAAAACCUUACACCUGAGAACAUAAGACUGGCCAACAUCUUAGGAUGGUGUGUUGAAUUGCUGCAAACCAAUUUCGUAAUCGUUGAUGAUAUUAUGGAUAAAUCAGAAAAUCGGCGUGGCGUUCCUUGUUGGUUCAGAAAUCCAGAUGUCGGCUUGCAAGCUAUCAAUGACGCUAUCCUCGUAGAGUGUGGGCUAUACCAAUUACUAAAGAAGCAUUUCUCUUCCCUCCCCUGUUAUGUCCCUAUCCUUGAAUUGUUCCACGAUAUUACCUUUAAGACUUCUAUGGGGCAGUCAUUGGACGGCCUUAGUAUGAAAGAUGACAAACCUAGAUUGGAUGUCUUCGAUAUGAACCGCUAUUUAACAACUGUAAAAUAUAAGUGCGGAUAUUAUACAUUCCAACUUCCCGUUGCUUGUGGUCUGUUCUUAGCUAAUAUAUUUGACGAAGAAUUACACCGUCAAGCCAAGACAAUCCUUUUGGAAAUUGGAACAUUCUUUCAGAUACAGGAUGACUUUUUGGAUUGCUUUGGCAAUCCGGAAGUGACAGGAAAGAAGGGGAAUGACAUCAAAGAAGGCAAAUGCUCUUGGCUAGCAGUAGUCGCUUUGCAAAGAGCCAACCCUGCCCAACGGAAAUUAAUGGAGGAGCAUUAUGGAAGAGAUGAACAGCAGUCCAUUCAAAUUAUACGCAACUUAUACGAGGAACUGAGUCUUCCUUCCACUUACGCGACUUACGAAGAGGAAAGCUUUAAUUUAAUUCGUACCCAAGUUCAACAAAUUUCCAAGGGGUUGCCUCAUGAUUUAUUCUUCAAACUUAUGAAACAAAUAUAUAAACGCGACUUCUAAAUUUUGUUCCGAUUUUGAGGUUAUGGGCGUUGGAUGGGGGAGGGGAAAAUGAAUAAUAUUUUUUUAUCGUAAAUUUGAGGAUGAAUAUUUGUGUACUGAAAGAAAAAUCUAAUUUAUUUAGUAAAUAUAAAUAUUGAUUAGAUAGUAUAGUAAUAAAAUAUUUAUUUACAUAUAAUAGUUAUGUUAUUGAAAUAAUUUCUCUUUCUAGUUUUCCUGAUUGGCAAUAAGUAUGUUUUUCGUUAUUUUUAUAUGAUUUUUUAUGAUAUUCUUAGAAUAAAAUUUAUGUACCUA